Amoebophrya sp. A25 is the source of this 5859-nucleotide messenger RNA. NCBI's taxonomy places the organism in Eukaryota, Dinophyceae, Syndiniales, Amoebophryaceae. The record is from the annotation of a GenBank genome assembly.
GUAGGGUAUUCCGGAACCGGCGACACGUUGAUGUUCGUGGCAAAAGGCGGAUUCGGAACGGUGUUUGCGCACCGAUCUAAAUCACUACAGGGCAAAAUCGAAGCAGGGAUGGAGGAAACUGUGAAGGGGGCUACAGUUCUUGAUAGUACAAUGAAGCAGCAACACGAACAUGAACGUGAUACUAGGCAGCACACUGGAGCCGGAGAUCGAGCUGUUGGUGGCGUAGCUGAUCUGGAAGAGGAGUUAGAAGUUGUAGAUCCAGUUUUUGCGAAGAAGCGCCAGCGAUUGGCGUGGAAAAUGUUCAAGCCCGGACGCGAAAGUUCCACCAGGCAAGGCGGCUCCAAAACAGACGUGAUGAAGGAUCUGAGGGAAAUCGUGAUUCAUCUCUUAGUCCAGUUUCUAACCGAUGACGGAACCAACGCAUGCGUCCCCAGAAUCAAACGUGUUUUACUGGUUCCGAAGAAGUUUCGAGAGGAUAAAUCUUGUGACGGCCACCUCCAGAAACAGCAGAUGAAAGGCGAUGAAGGAGACGGAGAUGGUUCGACACCACAGGCUCAAGCAGCUACAGGACAAAGUGACGCUGGGCCAAAGCGACGCUCUUUCCGUGAAGGGGUCAAGAAAAUAUUGCGAAAACGAUUUCAGAGGAGAUUUUCUGCGCCAGAGGAGCCUGUGGAUGAGGGCGGUCAAGGAGAAGGAGGUCGAGUAGAAGGUGGAGAUCCUGCUGAUGUUGAGAUGGUGGGAAGCAUGAUGGCCGAAGAUGAAGGUCGUAAUAUACCUGAUAAACGGGAAGACGAAGAACAUCGUAUUGUUGAUGUGAUAGAAGAAGAUGAAGGAGCAACACCAGCUACACCGAAGGAGCAAGCACUAUCUGAAGAGGAGCGGAGGCGUCAAGAGGAGGAAGAGCGUUACCAACUUGGCGGGGAGAUUCGUAUUGGGCAACUGAAAUACGUCAUCCUCGAAAUGGAACGCUUCGAUAUGAGUGCUGAUGACUACACAGACCACAUCAAGUUUUUAGAAUACUGGCAACCGGUGCUUUUUCGAAGGCUCAAGGAGAAAACGAUCAGAGAGGGAGGAUCAGACGAUCCGAGCAAAAAUGUUAAGAACAGCAGAUGACACCUUCGCCUAAUGCAGCAAGCUGCUCACCAUGUUGGCACAAGCUUUCAGGCGGUUCCUCAACUGGGCUCGCCUAUCCCUGGCUUACCUUGAUGUAGUACAAGUUCAUAACCUUUUCUAGACAAGGACUAGUUGUAGGAGAAGCAGAGGCUCCAUAUCAUCUUUUGGCACAGAGACUAUUUUCUAAUAGGUACUUACUAUAGAAUUGGUAUUAGAACAAGCCUAAAGGGCAGCCCUUUCUAAUACUGCUGCUCUCAAAGCGCUGCUGGACCAGGCUGGAGAUCCCGACUCGUUUAAUAGGAGGGAGAUUGUAGGAGGGAAGAUCACCAAGGCUGGCGCUAUGUGGUUUGAGAAAGACAGAAUGCUACUCAACCGAGGUCUGCCUUUCGCGGCUGUGCUUGGUUAAGGCUUUCACUAAUCCUAAUGCGUCUCCGACUGCGUCCUUGCAGUUGAGAUGGAAGAUUCUGGCUAGCUCGUGUCUAACUUAGAGUCGGAAAGUGCCUAGCUGCGAUUCACGAGUGGCACAUCGCUCAUGCAGAUUUUAAGAACCUAAAUGUUGGCGUUUUCUUUCCCUACAAGAGCAGACCUGGUAAAAACAGGGAUCAAACCGACGGAGAUCAUGGCUACCAAGAAGGAAUGUACUACACGCACAUCGUGCCCGACGCAGAGGCAGCUGCUACUGUGCUGGACCGUCACGAGAUGAACGUGGCUUCGAGAACGAAAACGGAGGAUUUGGAUACUGCUACGCCGACUCGUGCUGGUCGUGGUCGGAAACAGAAGAAAAAGCUUGCGACUGGAGGAUCAUGCAAGAGCAGAAAACCAGAUGGUAAUGGAGGACUGCCUGCUGGCUUUGAUCUAGUGCCUGCUGAGGAAGAUGACAGAAUCAGAUCAGAUCAAACAGAAGAAUGUGAGAGACAGAGACUCAGACAGCAAGAAUCAAACGACGCCUUACUGCUGCAGCAGCAACUUCAACUCGCGGAGCAGCAAGAUCCGAGAUUUUAUGAAGCGAGCUGGGUGCUGACGGAUUUCGGCAUGUCUAGGACGUUGAGGGAUCAGAUGGUGGAUGGAAAAGUGUCCACGACUGGUGGCACAGACACUUGGCAGGGGCCAGAGGAUGUCGGUUUCGGCUGUCGUGAAGCACGUGACGUUCGUUGGAUCGCGGCUCAUGAGGCAGAUGAGACUUCUGAAGUGGGACGACAAGGUGUAGCUGUAGAGGACAUGAAAAUGUUGAAUACAACAACAGCUUCGGGGCAAGACCUGGUGGCACUCGAACAACACCAACUGGUAGCUCCUUUUUCAGGCCAGAUCCUCAUAGACCAGCAGCAGACGAAGCCGAAAGGCAGAUGGGAUUUUUAUACUGGAGAGAAGGCAGAUCAGCGCGUUGUGUACUGUUUGCUUCCCCCUGAGCACGAAGACCGUACGCAAGAAGAACAAUUGAAGAGAGCAGAGAGAGAGGGACCAACAUUAUGGAUAUGGGAGGUGAAAUGAAAGAUAAGUUCGUACUAGUACGUUUUUCACUCUUGAAGGAGAAGUUCAAGUUUCUCGACUAUCUGCUUAAUAAGCUUUAGUUUGUUUUCUGUAACUGUAAACACUACGCGUACGCCCUUUCGAUUAAAGUUGGUACUUGUCCUAGUGGUGAGGUAGUAGAGUUUCUGCUGUUCUUUUAGUUUUUUUUUCUUCAUCCCCAUCCUCUAAUGCAAUCAUCAAGAUUGAGAUGGAACCGGCCUCACACUGUGGAAGCCCUGAUGGAACGUGACACUUUCGCUUUUGGUCUCUUUGCACGGGAGAUGGACAUCGGAACGAACACGUGGGAAGAUGAAUACCAACCGAGUAUUGAUGCAGGAGAUGCGGAACGGAAAGCUUUACACACGCUGAAGCUUUUCAAAAAAUACAGAGGUGCGAACAUCCCGCUGUACUAUGGUGGUCCCAAGCUACUCGGCAAAGGGUGGGUCGAAAAUCUUGCGAGGGUCGACGCAACCCUUACGCGGAGAAACCUGGAGACGGAUGCGCCAGUGAAUCCAAUGUUCCUGCUUAGAGGUGAUUCCUGGACAUUUUGGCACGAAAACAUGAACGACCAGUGGGACUGGAGUAUAUUACCUAUAGUAUCUAUACAGUACAAGUACCAGUAUAAGUACUAGUACUCCCGCUCUUAUUUUUUUGACUUUGACGAGAGUCCCACUCUGUCCUUCAACAUGAGUGCAUGUGGUGAAUGUUGUGGUCGUGCAUUAUAGUAGUGCAGUCGUGCUGUGCAUCCACCACAGUCGUGGCUUCGACGAACAUUAUCGUGUAGAAUUGGAAUAAUCUUCGUCGAUUCCACAGAAUCAUUUUCACCCACAGAAUCAUUUUCACCGCAACUGCAACACAGCUGCCAUGGGUAACUAUCCUCCGGAUUUUCACGUUAAUGACGAGGUUUGUACAGUAGCCAACGGCAUGGAGCUGUGGAGUCGCAGCGUAGAACACGGAAAAGCAGGUGAACCGAACCACAGCCCGGUCGGAGAAAUUGUAAAGAUGUGCAAUUAUGGAUUGUCUUGUCUUCAGUUGCCAUUGAUGAAGAAGUUUUUUGUUGAUUUUUUGAACCCGGUUUUUUUUGUGCACCAAAGGACCACAUGAAAGGCGAGGUCGUUGACAUUUGUCCAGUGAGUUCUUAGGCUUCAGAAGAUUCUUCUUCAUGAUCUUCUAAUGUUCAAUGCCGUUAGGCUUCCGCCAGGACCGCGAAUGGUCAGAACAACUUUGUCUCGGCACCGUUUUGAUGACGAACGGUUUCACGGAGAAAGCGAGCGCCAAGAUUCACACAGCGUUGCUGCGUGCUUUCGCGCCAAUUGAUGAGUCUCAAGGACCCAGACAAGACGUUCCCUUCCCGGAAAUCAAGCGGACGCCGAUCCCAGCGUUGAGGAGAUACGACGAGUUCGGCGAUGAGAUAAAGGAAGAGCCAAAGAAGGAGCAAAGUGGCGACCUGGGAACCCUGGAAAAGCCGAUUAUACGGGAAGCACCUUGUGUAGGGAGAGGAGAUGUGGGCUGUGCCAGCUCUCUGGCAGCUGUCUUUUAUGGUCUAGUAUAAGUCUAAUCUUUUUAUUUAGAUUUACGUUCAAGCAUGAUUGAGUUUGAGUAACAAUUUAAUGGUGAAUCCGAACCCGAAGAAGGUGGUGGACAGCCAUAGCAAGAACGACGUACGCAUGACGCUAGUUCCGCCCACAGGUACACGAUGAUGAUUUUCUUCUAGGUCUAAUCAACUCAACCGCGGAUCGGCAGGACGAGAAGCGGAGAGAACGCAAAGACGCCUUGUAGUUCCCAACGUGAUGACCAGAAGCUAUUGAACAGUCAAGGCAGUCCUCCUUAUCCUACCAGCACCCAUCCUACGAUGCCGUUUUUAGAAAGUCCUGCUCCUAGAGAGAAGGACAUCAAAGGUAACACUGUCAGUGAAGACAGGACUGUGUCGUAUACUGGAGAACGACCGAUGCGGAUGGAACAGACGACGGUGGAGCGAGGGAUGCAGCCUGGCUCUUCCCCUACUUGUGCGUUUACGCAGGAAAAUGACGAUGAGGCGAUGCUGGGUAAAGAACCCCUCAUGGAAGAGCAGGCUUGGUCUCCAUUAUCUUCUGAUCCAAGAGGACAAAGAUUAAGGCUAGGUUGUGCAAGAAAUCCAUCUUCACUGUCAUCUUGGUGCCGUGUUUAAAGGGAAAAGGAGAUGGAGACCCAAGAUGCUGCUGAAGAUGGACCUCGAUUUCUCUUAGUUCUAAAAGAAACAGGAAGGAAAGCAACAACCCUGUCGACCUCUAGCACGCGUCCGAAACGACCUAGAAUGAUGGAGAUAGUGUCGGUGUUAGAGAGCUGCCAGUUACACGGAAAUCCAUCCAUUCAGGCCGCUCAGCAACGUCGACAUGGUAGGAUGCCUUCACUUUCUUCUUAUAGCGAGAAAAAGCGACUUGGUUUUUUGGACGAGUACUACGACGAAACUGCUCCUCAUAUUUGUGGAACGUACUACCAGGAGAAACGACAGCUAGAUUUGUGCGGCCCGGAAGAUGGCUUCUAUGAUUACUCACCAACACUAAGCACUUAGGAAAACACGGCUGCAGGCCACGAUACUGUGAAUGAUGUGACCGUUCAGACUUACUUUGGAAUAAAUCUGAAGUGGAAGUCUCCGUCUCCAUCUCUUGCAUGAUGAAAUUGAAAAUAGAAUGCACUGACGAGGACGAGUACAUGUCGUUAAUAAAUGAUAACUAUUUGAACAACCUAUAUAAUCGAAUCGGCAUAGGUUUACGUUAACAAGAUAAUGAUUUGAUUUGAAGCUACGGAAUAGAAGAACGUCUAACACCUAACAGCGUUGUGGAAAAUACUAAGUCGAAAAAAACACUCAACGGACUCAUAAAAAUACGAGUCCGAGUGUAAGAAUUUUUUCGUUUUUGUUUGCUCCUUCGUAGUAUUAACGCUUUUGUUAUGCGUUGUAACGUUCUGAAACUUGACAUGAACAUUCCUUAACAUUGCGCUUCACAUUUACGUCUUCAACAUCAAAGCGCGACAUUUUUUUGGACAACAAUUCCUUACGUGCAGGAAUAAUGACAUUGAGUAGAUCAUUCUGGAAUUUUCAUGUAGGGGAAUUCUAUCACCCCGCACACACUGGCCGAACACUGAGCACGAAAGGCUUGAUUGUUCGUUUUGCACGCACGAUAUUUUGUGCUGACGCGCGAGCUUUAUGAUUUUUUCUUGGCUGACGCGGAUCACUGUAAACCUAGUAAACCUCGAUUUCAA